AGAAGGAGAGAGCCAACAGAAGGAAUGGAAGGGAGAUUGGAAGCUUCUCUUACGUAGAGGACUUUUGGGUUGUGAGUGUCUAGGAACUGUCCGUGGUAAUUGCUGCUUGCAUGUUUCGACCCAGGGGAAAAAUAGAGGAGUUGGGAUUGGCUGAGCAAUGACUUCCCACACAUCAGUCAAGCUCUUCAAAAAAAUUUUAAUUUUGGAAGUUAUUGGAGUUCUGGGGGCAUAUUCUUUGUAUUACAAAAUGGACUCAAGUCAAGAUUUCAGGCAUAAGAUGAAACGAAGAUGGCCAUCUAUUCUGGAAGUUUAUUACAAGAGUAAUGAAUGGGCUGGUAUUUAUGGGAUCAGAGAGACAGAUGAAGAGAACUGGCUAACAAAAAAACCCUAGAAUGGUUUGUUCCUGAACUUCUUUUUAUUCCUGAUGAUAGUUUUCACAUCUCUAUUGUGAAUCCACUUGUCACGCUCUGCUUCCCACUUGAGCUGUUUGAAAUCUAACAAAGGAAGACAGUGAACAAAUUAGAUAACUCAAUGGAAUAACUGCACUCUCUAAACUUGAAUGUGGAGAUUUCUAUUUGGAUGCAAAGAACUUCUGAGGCAAGAGCUUCAAAAGCUCAAAUAAAGCAAAUACUCUU
Messenger RNA from Candoia aspera, 635 nucleotides. It is a transcript of the gene CEBPZOS, whose product is annotated as CEBPZ opposite strand. The transcript is spliced from 5 exons. Bases 158 to 391 code for a protein of 77 amino acids. Lineage: Eukaryota; Metazoa; Chordata; Lepidosauria; Squamata; Candoiidae. The record is from RefSeq and is a predicted model, not a curated record.